Molecule: messenger RNA, 1780 nt
Organism: Oncorhynchus keta (chum salmon)
Lineage: Eukaryota; Metazoa; Chordata; Actinopteri; Salmoniformes; Salmonidae
Product: nodal homolog
Exons: 3
Coding region: 11-1555 (514 amino acids)
Biological process (GO): BMP signaling pathway; SMAD protein signal transduction
Cellular component (GO): extracellular region
Molecular function (GO): type I activin receptor binding; growth factor activity; cytokine activity
Source: RefSeq, a predicted model, not a curated record
UUUGACCAGCAUGCGUUCAUUAGGCGUUCUAGGUGUAGCGCUACAUGCCUCUCUGCUCAUACUGCUGACUCAAGGAAUUCACAAAUCUAGAGAUGGAGUUUAUCACGGAACAUCACGACGCUUUGCUAUAGACUACCGUCCACCUGGAUUCCAUCACCUGGCACCGAAGUAUAUGAUGCACCUUUACCGGAAUUACAAGUCAAAUCUCACUCGGCCUAUCGACGUAAUGGAGAAGGCCAUCGCAAAACAAGCAGACACAGUCAAGAGUGUGAUGGCAAAAAGUUUAUUUCACAGACCCCGGCGCUGGACUGCAACCUUUGACCUGACCACCUUAUUGGCCGACGAACGGAUCCAAGCAGCGGAGCUCAGGUUCAGGUUUCCCCGGGCGACGAGGGCUUCCAACAUUACCGUGGAGAUCUACCAUCACCACGACUACCCGUGCAGGCAGACACAGGGGAUCUGCCAGGAACACCAGCUGGUGGGAUAUUUCUCCGUCUCCUCUGUGAUUAACUCCUCUCAGCACUGGAAGGUAUACAACCUUACUGGUCCGCUGUUGAACUGGCUCGGCCAGGAACACAUUUCCAGGAGCUUAAUGAAGAGGAGAUCAUCAAACAUGACAAAGAGAGAUGUGUACUUCCCCAACCCUGUCCAGUUGGCUGGGUCUACAACACAGCAGAACCCUGUCCAGUUGGCUGGGUCUACAACACAGCAGAACCCUGUCCAGUUAACUGUGUCUAAAACACGACAGAAUCCUGUCCAGUUGGCUGUGUCUAGAACAAGGCAGAACCCUGUCCAGUUGGCUGUGUCUCGAACACAGCAGAACCCUGUCCAGUUGGCUGGGUCUACAACACAGCAGAACCCUGUCCAGUUAACUGUGUCUAAAACACGACAGAAUCCUGUCCAGUUGGCUGUGUCUAGAACAAGGCAGAACCCUGUCCAGUUGGCUGUGUCUCGAACACGGCAGAACCCUGUCCAGUUGGCUGUGUCUAGAACACGGCAGAGUCAGUGUGUGAGUGACAGAGCCUUACUGGUUGUAUUCUCUCAUACAGGGACAGAGGAGGGCUCCCAGGCCAAAGCCAGUCUCCUCCACACGGCCGAACAGUCCAAGUUCCUGUCCACCACCGAGUCCAAGAAGUUCCGCAGGCCGAAGAGACACAGGAAAAAAAGGGGCCACUCAGGCCAGAGGGAACCGCCAGACAUGAGGGGUCCAGAGGUGUCUAACGGAAACAUCGAGAUUGACCCGUCUCUCUGUCGAAGAGUUGAAAUGCAUGUAGACUUCAAUCAGAUAGGCUGGGGGUCCUGGAUCGUCUUCCCAAAGAAGUAUAAUGCCUAUCGAUGUGAGGGGGUCUGUCCAAGUCCUUUGGGAGAAGACUUGAACCCAACUAAUCAUGCUUACAUGCAGAGUCUCCUAAAACACUACCACCCUGAGCGGGUUCCCUCGGCGUGCUGCGCCCCCACCAAGAUGAGUCCUCUAAGCAUGCUGUAUUAUGAGAAUGGAGAAAUGCUGCUUCGCCAUCACGAGGAUAUGGUUGUGGAUGAAUGUGGCUGCCUGUAGCCUCUGUCACAGGCUUGAACCCGACCUUCAGUAAAGAAAUGACCGGAGCAAAGCCUGGGGCCGUCUUCUCACAACCGCUUGAGAUGGAGACGAGGCUACCACUCGUCUCCUUCGGACACACGCAACAGAGAGUUCCGGAAACAUUCGAGUGGAAUUUCACUGACAGAACUAUUAUCCAAGAGUCUGUAUCAGAUGGUCGAAAACAAUAAGAAAACACUUGGUGUU